Penicillium argentinense is the source of this 591-nucleotide messenger RNA. Its product is annotated as ESCRT-II subunit protein VPS25. Gene Ontology annotation, cellular component: ESCRT II complex. Gene Ontology annotation, molecular function: structural molecule activity; protein homodimerization activity. The record is from RefSeq and is a predicted model, not a curated record. Gene Ontology annotation, biological process: protein transport to vacuole involved in ubiquitin-dependent protein catabolic process via the multivesicular body sorting pathway. The annotation marks the transcript as partial. The transcript has 2 exons. NCBI's taxonomy places the organism in Eukaryota, Fungi, Ascomycota, Eurotiomycetes, Eurotiales, Aspergillaceae.
CUCGCCAUCAUGACUUCCGCCGCGCCCUUCGUAUUUCCUCCGACCUACAACUUCCCGCCCUUCUUCACCCCGCAACCGAACAGCAGCACUCGCCUCUCCCAGCUACAAAAGUGGUCUUCUCUGAUCCAAGCUUGGUGCCGACACCACCGUCAAUUCCGUCUCUAUCUCAUUGAUGCCAUCGAAAGCCCGCUCUUCCAUAAUGCGAGCCUGCGCAAGCGACUCGACCUUGCCGAAGCCCGCGCCGUGCUAGAUUGGAUGGCUAAGAGCGAGGAGGAGGGAGGUGGUGGGCGACGGGCCGAGUGGCUGGAUGCUAGUGCAACAGGAGGGAAUGCAGCACCCAAGUCUGUCGCUUAUAUCUGGUGGAGGAGGCCGGAGGAGUGGGCAGAUGUCCUGGUGGACUGGGUUGAGAGUACCGGGCAGCGCGGGGCUGUACUGACGGUUUAUGAGUUGGUGCAGGGAGAAGCGACUGUUUCACAAGAAUUCCAUGGAAUGGAUACGGAUGUAAUGAUGAAGACGCUGAAUGUCCUCGUUAAGCGGGGCAAGACUCAGAUCUUUGGCAGUGAGGGCGAAGAGGGAGUCAAGUUUUUCUAG